AUGUCUGAAAAUAAAACAAGAACGAGGAAGUUCAAUGGGAGCACAUAUGCGCCUGUGACAAUUAAAGGUGUGAAUCUUGCUGGAAAAACAUUUUUAAUAACUGGAACAACAUCUGGAAUUGGAAUUGAAACUGCAAGAUCACUGGCUUUCAAUGGAGCUCAUGUGGUUAUGUUGAAUAGAAAUGUAGCUGAAUCGGAAAAGCUUAAAAAGAAGAUAGUCGAAGAAAUGUAUGAUGCGGAAAUUGAUAUUAUUGAAUGUGAUCUCAAUUCGUUGGCAUCUGUGAAAAGAGCUGCUGAUGUGUUCAUUGAAAAACAUUGGCCGAUACAUUGCUUGAUCUCGAACGCUGGUGUUUUUGGAACUGCCUCGAAAACUACUUUAGACGGAUUGGAAUCACAUUUCGGUAUUAAUCACUUAGCCCAUUUUUUGCUGAUCCAGGAAUUGCUGCCAAUCAUCCGGAAUUCGACGCCAUCUAGAAUAAUCCUGGUGUCGUCUUCUGUUCACGCAAGCUGUGGAGUGACACCUGAAAUGUCAAUAGAUCAGAAAAUCAAAGUUUUGUGUCCAGAAAGUCCACUAGAUGCCUCCUGGUUCCGGCUAUACUCUCGUUCCAAGAUGUGCAAUAUGCUAAUUGCUUUCAAAUUACAUCGAGAUGAGUAUAUAAAUGGCAUCAGCACAUACUCGGUCCAUCCUGGUAAUGGUGUCAGAACAAGCAUAUUUCGUGAUUCGUGGCUUGUCAGUUUUGCCAGUAUUUUAUCAACUCCUUUCACCAAAAAUAUCAGUCAGGGAGCAUCGACUACUGUUUACUGUGCUGGACAUCCGGAAGUCGCGAAUGUUUCUGGAAAGUAUUGGGAAUCAAAUUGGGAUGAUGAGAAGAAUCUGUACAAGGAAGUGGCAAGAGAUGAGGAAUUGCAAGAUGCGUUGUGGAAACAUUCAGAGAGCAUUUUGAUGAAAUACUUGGAUGAUAGAAAGAAUUCUUGUCUUUUUGAAUGUUGA
Caenorhabditis briggsae is the source of this 990-nucleotide messenger RNA. It is a transcript of the gene Cbr-dhs-7, whose product is annotated as Protein CBR-DHS-7. The coding region runs from base 1 to 990 and encodes 329 amino acids. Lineage: Eukaryota; Metazoa; Nematoda; Chromadorea; Rhabditida; Rhabditidae. The record is from RefSeq and is a predicted model, not a curated record. The transcript is spliced from 4 exons.